CCUUCCAUAGCCGCUACUCUACUAGAUAUCAUCAGUUUUGUGAACAAUCGUGUUUCUUAUGAAAGUAGUUUACUAACACAACUUGAAAAUUAUUUACUGAAGUCACGAUGUCGUGGCUAUUUGGGUACAGUUCAAAACCUCCACAACCUCCUCCUUCGGACGAUCCACCAGCCGAUGGGGUUGGUGUUGCCGCACCUUCUACUAACCUUUCUAAAUCAGAGAGGAAAGCCAUGGAAGCCUACCGGUUUGAUUCAAGUGCCCUAGAGCGAGCUGCAUCGGCUGCAAAAGAGCUGGAACGAUCAAGACAUGCAAAAGAUGCUUUGGAGCUUAGUAAACUUCAGGAAAGUACUCGACAACAGGAGCAAAUGGCCAAGAUUAAGGAAUAUGAAGCAGCCAUUGAACAAGCUAAAGUAGAACAAAAGAAAGUUGAUUAUGAAGAAAGACGAAAAACAUUACAGGAAGAAACAAAACAGCACCAAAUGAGAGCUCAAUACCAAGAUCAAUUAGCUAAAAAACGUUACGAAGAACAACUUGUACAACAACAGAAAUCUCAAGAAGAAAUUCUCAGAAAACAAGAAGAGAGUGUAGCAAAACAGGAAGCCUUAAGGAGAGCUACUAUAGAACAUGAAAUGGAGCUGCGAGAGAAAAAUAAAUUGAGAGCAAUAGAAGCAGAAGCUCGAGCCAAAGCGCAGGCUGACAGAGAAAAUCGAGACAUAAAUCUUGAACAAAUUAGACUAAAGGCUGCUGAGAACAGAGUUACUAUUCUAGAAAGUAUAAAGACAGCUGGGAGCGUAGUAGGUUCUGGUCUGAAUGCAUUAGUGACAGAUUGGGAUAAAACUUUAGCUGCUGCAGGGGGUUUGUCAUUAUUGGCACUUGGUGUUUAUUCAGCAAAGGGAGCCACAUCGGUUGCAGCUAGAUUCAUUGAGGCUCGCAUUGGAAAACCCACACUUGUUAAUGAAACCUCAAGAUUUUCAUUGUUAGAGGCAGUUAAACAUCCUAUAUUGACAGUUUCAAAAGCUGUUUCGAGUUUUAGAAAACCUCAGGAUGCUCUGGCUGGUGUAGUUCUAGCUCCAAAUCUGGAAAAAAGAUUGAGAGACAUUGCGAUUGCUACAAAAAAUACUAGAUUGAAUAAAGGUUUUUAUAGAAACUUGCUCAUGUAUGGACCUCCUGGAACAGGAAAAACAUUGUUUUCCAAGAAACUUGCAAAACAUUCUGGUAUGGAUUAUGCCAUAAUGACGGGUGGUGAUGUUGCUCCUAUGGGCAAAGAUGCAGUAGCAGCUAUCCAUAAAGUAUUUGACUGGGCAAACACCAGCAGGAAAGGUGUUCUUGUUUUCAUUGAUGAAGCAGACGCAUUCUUGAGAAAACGUUCUUCAGAAAAAAUCAGUGAGGAUUUAAGAGCAGCAUUGAAUGCAUUCCUCUACAGAACUUCUGACCAAAGCAGCAGGAUUAUGUUGGUUUUGGCCUCGAACACACCUCAACAAUUUGAUUCUGCUAUCAAUGACCGUCUCGACAAAAUGAUUGAAUUUGGUUUGCCAGCUCUUGAAGAGAGAGAAAGAUUGAUUCGCCUUUAUUUUGAUAAAUUUGUUCUGCAACCAGCAUCUGAAGGAAAGAGACGAUUAAGCGUUGAUCAAUUUGACUAUGGUGCUCUGUGUUCGACCUUGGCAACGAGAACAGCUGGUAUGUCUGGUAGAGCACUUUCAAAAUUGGGUGUGGCAUGGCAAGCCGCCGCCUACGCCUCUGAUGAUGGUCGUCUCACCGAACAAAUGUGUAUCGACAUUUGUGAUGAUGCUGUCAGAGAUCAUCGGCAAAAGAUGGAGUGGCUAUCAGCUGAAGAGAAAAGUCGUAGUAUGAUGCCAUAUUUAUUAGACUUGCCCCCCUUAGAUACCAAGGAUGAUACCUCGAAUAAAAUUAAUGUUAUAGAAAAAGAUACCAAUGAUGAUAGUACCAAGAUAAAGCCCAAAUCUAAGGCAAAGGUAGCAAAGGAAUUUGAUAAAGAUAAGUGACACUUAACACUAUUAGUCACAAAAAAGCCAGCAGAAUUAAAUGAAAUGUGUUCCACCAACAAAGUAGAUAAUAGUACCCAUGAAACUCAUGAAGCCAAUUUUGACUUUCGCAUUUCUAAACCAUAUACUUACGUACAACUAAGUGAUAGUGAAAUAAAACAAAUGCAACACCUUUCAAGACAAAUGAAAAUAAGAUUGACAAAGAGCAAAUAGAAAAUUGGACUUCAAUUUCAUAGAAUAAUAAUUGUAUGAUGCCAUUUGCAGCUACUUAAUGCGAGUUUGAAAAUCUGCAAUCAUUAAUAGUAUAUAAAAAUUGCAUUCCUGAAUCGAAUAAAUUAAAAUUCUAAAAAUAAUUAGCUAUAUAUUUACAUAUAUUUAAAAAUGCAUUUUAAAGUUUCAAAAUAAACUGAAGCAAUGGAACAUGGUGUUAAAAUAUAAUAUUUGUUGAAAAGAGGCCUUCACAUGUGCGGGGUUAGCUUAAGCUUGUUAUUGUUGUUACACGCUUGGUAAUUUAACUGUUUAAAAUCUGGGCAAGGUAACUUGAGUAAUAUUUUUAAGUCUUAUGGUCUUCAUUUAAUUUUGAUGUACGUAUAUGUACGAAUAUCCCUGCUAUUUGAUCAAGAUGUGCAUAUGUUGAGUGAAUUUAAUUUCUUAGUAUUAGUAAAAUAACCUGUUUCUUUUGAAAGGUUAAUUAAACUAAUCAAAGUUUAAAUAAUCUAGUAAAUCUACCAAACAAUUUUCUGAAUUUUUUGGUUCAUUGAUGAUUUCUUAAAAAAAAACAAUCUUAUUUGUGAGCUAAUUAGAAGCUUAGGAUACAAGAGAGUCAAGGAUUUCCAAUAUAAAAUCGCAAUCUAAAAUAGUGAAAUUGCAAGUGUUAAAUAUAACCAAUAUCGACUCGAAAAUCUAUAGGUACUUUGUUAGCUUUUUUUGACCUGGCCAUCCUGCCCAUGAAUAGUUAAAUUUUCAAUAUCAUUAAUCCAUACUUUGCCUUCGCAUAAUGAAUCAUUGCUACAACAAACAAUUGAGCAACUCUUAAACAACACUUAGGGUACUUAGGGGUAUAAAUUCUGUAAUUGAAAACAAUGAUAAUUUUAAUAAUUGAUUAUUUAGUAAAGACGCUAAUCUGAUUCUGCCUUAUUUAGAAUUAGUAUGGCAAUAAAUGGUAAUGGUGAUAAAAUGAAA
Bombyx mandarina (wild silkworm) is the source of this 3185-nucleotide messenger RNA. It is a transcript of the gene bor, whose product is annotated as ATPase family AAA domain containing bor. The record is from RefSeq and is a predicted model, not a curated record. NCBI's taxonomy places the organism in Eukaryota, Metazoa, Arthropoda, Insecta, Lepidoptera, Bombycidae. Gene Ontology annotation, cellular component: mitochondrion. Gene Ontology annotation, biological process: mitochondrion organization. Gene Ontology annotation, molecular function: ATP hydrolysis activity; ATP binding; zinc ion binding.